AUGUAUAAUAAUUCAAGAGAUCCUCCUAAUAAAAUUCUUCUUCUUAUUCUAAAUUCAUUGCCUUCUUCUUUUACAUUGAACAAUUAAUUCAUACACGAAAAAUUCAAUCAGUUUGGAGAUAUCAAUAAGAUUCUCAUUUUUGAAAAAGGAAAAACCACCAAAGCCUUUGUUGAAUUUCAUGAAUUGAAAAGUGCAAUUUAAGCUAAAAAGUAAUUGAAUGGUUGCAAUAUUUAAGGAGGAAAGUAAUGUCUCUUUUGUUAUAGUUUUAGAAUGAAUAUUCAUUUUUCUCGACUUAAAAAUCUUAAUCUCGAAAUAGUGGAUAAUUCAAGAGGAACAGAUUAUACAUAGGCUAGUAGCAAUAGUUAGAAUUCUGAUUCUAUGCUUAACUCAAGAACAGAGGAGAUUAUUUAGUUUGAUUUAACCAAUCAUAUUAGUUCAACUUAGUCACCCAGAGCAAAUUCCAGUCCAAUCAGAAACGAACAAAUCAAUCGUCUAUUAGAAUCAUCAGAUGGUGAAGAUGAUCUGAAAAUCUGGAAAUAAACUAUCCCUUUGGACAUCGAAGAAUUUCAUCCAGAGAUAUAAAAAUUACUUCAACAGAGAUAGUCAAGAUUAAUCAAAAUAUUAAAUUUUGAUUCAAAAAUCACCGCCAAGAUGAUUUACAAUGUCUUUUCUAAGUUUGGAAAUUUAGAAGAAAUCUUAUAUGAAAAAUCAUCUUCCAGAGCCUACAUUAAAUAUUAAUCAGUAAAUUAGGCAAUAAUCGCAAAGGAAUAUCUCAAUAAUAUUUAAUUUUUCGACUCCUAAGUAAGUUAAACAUAUCAUAAAUUAGAUACGAAUAUAUUUUGAACCUCUCCAAUCCCUAUAACCCACUUCUUUUUAGGAUGAGUAUAUGAUCUAUUAUCCUGAAAGUCAACCAUACAAUAAUACCCCACUCUCUCCAAAUCUCCUAAUCACAGACGUAUAAGAUCCCUCUGAAAUCUCUGAUUAAAUCUAAAUGUUUGUCAAAGCCAAAGGUAUUAUCAUCUCUUUAUAAUUUAAUAGAAAUUAAAUAUGGAGUAAAUAGUAUUCAUUUGACCUUAUUUUCUAAUGCAGAUGCACUUAAAAUUAUUGCUGUGUUUUCAGAUUAUGAAUUCUAAAAUUAAAAAAUGAAUAUCAUUCUCAAAAAAUGA
Molecule: messenger RNA, 1166 nt
Organism: Paramecium octaurelia
Lineage: Eukaryota; Ciliophora; Oligohymenophorea; Peniculida; Parameciidae
Source: the annotation of a GenBank genome assembly